AGCUGAUCCUCUACCCAACACUCAGCCUCUGAAACAGCUUCCUUCUAGAACAACAUUAGCAACUCUCUUCUCCGUUUGACUAGUAUGCAAUCAAGGACAGAUACGGACGCUCUUACCACCUCGCAGCCUCUAGGCUUCCUUCUGCCCUAGUCAUGGCUCCGGCCGUCGAAAUAUCCAUUCCAACAACUACCCUCUCCACGACCCCGAGCCCUUACACCAUCUAUAACAUCUCCAUUAGACUCCCAUUAUGUACAUUUACUGUCCAGAAGCGCUAUUCAGAAUUUCUUGCCUUCCAUGCCUCAUUAUCAAGCCAAGUAACCGCCCCCCCGCCCGCUCCUCUACCUGGAAAAUCCUGGUUCACGAACACGAACUCCAACCCAGUAUAUCGAGAGAAGCGCAGGGAGGGACUGGAAGCGUAUCUACGUGCCAUCAACGAGGCAGAAGACCCGCAAUGGCGUAAUUCAAGCGCUUGGCGUGCAUUUCUCAAUCUGCCCAGCGCUGCUCGGAGCAACGGCUCCUCUCGUGCCUCAUCACAUUUACAUGCUGCGGUCAUGACACCAGGAGCCGGCGGCAAUGCAGGCCCUAUCACAGACCCGGUUACCUGGCUCGAUUGCUACCGCGAUGUAAAGUCACAACUCCACGAUGCUAGACUCUAUCUCACACGUCGCGAUCAGGCUGCCACUCCUCAGAAACAACACGAGUGCUCUGCGCAGGCGAAGAGCAGCCUUGUUCGAGUGGGGACGUUGCUGACUGGCUUGGAUGACGGGUUGAAGAAUUUGGGUAACAGAUCUACGUGGGGGGGUGAUAAGCUGGGUAGCGGUGAGUUGAGGCGAAGGAAGGACCUGCUCUCCAGUGCUCGGAAGGAAAGAGAUGGAUUAGAAAAUUUAUUGAAUUCCAUGUCCGCCAAGGCGAAGUUGGACAAUGCCGUUGCAUCGGUGCAGGAUAAGGAAGCUCUUGUCGGAGCGUCAAAACCCCGACCGGGCCGGGUAUUGGGCAAAGAGACGGAUCAGACGAGGGAGCUAGAUAACCAGGGCGUCUUGCAGUUGCAGAAGCAGAUCAUGGAGAACCAGGAUGUGAGCUUGGAGGAUCUACGGAAGGUUCUAGCGCGCCAGAUGGAAUUGGGAGUUGCGAUUAAUAGUGAGUUAGAGAUUCAGAAUGAGAUGCUUCAGAUGGUGGAUGAGGAUGCGGACAGAGUAAACCGCAAGGUCGAAAUUGGGAAAAAGAGAGUUGGAAAGAUAUCCUAGAUUGUCUUACAGUUGCAUCCUGAAAUAUCCUUGCAUACUUUUUCACGAGAGCAAUCGAUUUAGCCAGGCACUAUGAAUUACGUUAAAUGGCGUUUAUUUUGACAGUUUACCGUUAUUUCCCCCAGGGUUUUUGGAUUAUAUAUAAUCAGUGCCAUGUUACAAUAUUAUUAAACAGGUUCAUUU
Molecule: messenger RNA, 1427 nt
Organism: Histoplasma capsulatum G186AR
Lineage: Eukaryota; Fungi; Ascomycota; Eurotiomycetes; Onygenales; Ajellomycetaceae
Product: V-SNARE
Exons: 2
Coding region: 153-1244 (363 amino acids)
Cellular component (GO): intracellular membrane-bounded organelle
Molecular function (GO): phosphatidylinositol binding
Source: RefSeq, a predicted model, not a curated record